Molecule: messenger RNA, 2424 nt
Organism: Talaromyces proteolyticus
Lineage: Eukaryota; Fungi; Ascomycota; Eurotiomycetes; Eurotiales; Trichocomaceae
Product: elongation factor G, mitochondrial
Exons: 3
Coding region: 1-2424 (807 amino acids)
Biological process (GO): mitochondrial translational elongation
Cellular component (GO): mitochondrion
Molecular function (GO): translation elongation factor activity; GTPase activity; GTP binding
Source: RefSeq, a predicted model, not a curated record
AUGAGGGCGCAUUCAAUUGUGCGGCCAUCUCACAUUCGGGCCUUUUCAGGUCUUUCCAGAUCAACGCCUGUGAGAUUACCGCGAUCGCAGAGCCAAAAUGUGCUGCGAUGUUCUUCUUCCCCGAUUCCCGUUCUGGGUGUCACCUCUGCGGCUUACUGCCAAAGAACAGCGUUAUCGUUGAAUAGGCAAUGGUGUCAGCAGAGAAAUGCCUCAUCAGCGGCAGCAGCUGUGCUAGAGCAAGCUGCUGCAGACCCAGAAGCUCUCUCUCAAGAUGAGAUUAUUAAAAACUUAGAUCCUAAAGAAUGGGCACGUCUUUCGAAGGUCAGGAAUAUUGGUAUUGCGGCACACAUUGACAGCGGAAAAACAACAGCAACGGAGCGAGUUCUUUUCUACACCGGUCGUAUCAAAUCCAUUCACGAAGUCCGUGGUCGCGAUAGUGUCGGCGCUAAAAUGGACUCGAUGGACCUAGAGCGUGAGAAGGGUAUCACCAUCCAAUCGGCCGCUACAUUCUGUGAUUGGGUAAAAAAGGAGGAUGGAAAAGAGGAGACCUAUCACUUCAACUUGAUUGAUACCCCAGGACAUAUUGAUUUUACCAUCGAAGUCGAAAGAGCACUGCGUGUGCUUGACGGUGCCGUGAUGAUUCUCUGUGCUGUAUCAGGUGUCCAGUCCCAAACUAUUACCGUCGACCGACAAAUGAAGCGUUACAACGUUCCUCGGAUUUCUUUCGUCAACAAAAUGGAUCGCAUGGGUGCCAACCCUUUUAAAUCGAUUGAUCAGAUCAACAAUAAGCUGAAAAUCCCUGCUGCCGCCGUGCAAGUUCCCAUCGGAGCUGAGGAUGAAUUUGAGGGUGUGGUGGAUUUGAUCAGAAUGAAAGCCAUCUACAACGAGGGCCCGCGAGGAGAGACGAUCGUUGAGAAAGACGAAAUCCCAGAGAAAGUCAAGGCCACAGCUGAGGAGAGGAGGAAAAUGCUUAUCGAAACUCUCGCUGAUGUCGACGAUGAGAUUGCAGAGAUCUUCUUAGACGAAAAAGAGCCUACACAAGAGCAAAUAAAGGCUGCUAUUCGUCGGGCUACCAUUUCUCUGAAAUUCACACCUGUGUUCAUGGGCUCUGCAUUGGCUGACAAGUCUAUCCAACCUAUGCUGGACGGUGUAUGCGACUACCUCCCAAAUCCAUCUGAAGUCACCAAUUUAGCAUUGGAUCAAAAACGUAAAGAGGCACAGGUGAAGCUUGUACCAUAUGGUUCACAACCAUUCGUCGGUCUAGCUUUCAAGCUUGAGGAAAGCAACUUUGGUCAACUUACUUACAUCCGUGUUUACCAAGGUACUCUCCGCAAAGGUUCAAAUGUCUUCAAUGCACGAAACGAUAAGAAAAUAAAAGUGCCACGUAUCGUGCGCAUGCACUCCAACGAAAUGGAGGAAGUGCAAGAAAUUGGUGCUGGUGAAAUUUGCGCCGUGUUCGGUGUUGAAUGUGCAUCUGGCGAUACCUUUACUGACGGACAACUUGCCUAUACUAUGUCCUCCAUGUUCGUUCCUGAACCCGUUAUCUCACUCUCUAUCAAACCCAAGAACAACAAAGACUCGGCAAACUUCUCAAAGGCCAUGGCUCGCUUCCAAAGGGAAGAUCCGACCUUCCGCGUCUCUUUUGAUACCGAAAGUGAACAGACGAUCAUUUCUGGAAUGGGUGAACUGCAUCUUGACAUCUACAUUGAACGUAUGCGUCGUGAAUACAAAGUCGACUGUGAAACUGGCCAGCCUCAAGUUGCCUACCGUGAGACCAUCGGCAAUCGAGUGGAAUUCGACCAUUUGUUGAAGAAACAGACCGGAGGUCCUGGUGACUAUGCGCGUGUCGUCGGCUACAUGGAGCCAACGGAAUCACUGGAGCAAAACCAUUUCGAAGAGCAGAUUGUUGGUGGUGCUAUUUCUGAAAAGUUCUUGUUUGCGUGUGAAAAGGGAUUCAACCUCUCAUGUGAGAAGGGUCCUCUUAUCGGACACAGAGUCCUUGGGACAAAAAUGAUUAUCAACGAUGGUGCCACGCACAUGACUGACUCCUCUGAAAUGUCAUUCAAAAAUGCCACCCAACAAGCUUUCCGUAAGGCUUUUAUGGACAGUGGUCCAUCCGUCUUGGAGCCUCUCAUGAAGACUGUUGUCACCGCCCCAAUUGAAUUCCAGGGUGAUGUCAUCGGUCUUCUUAACAAGCGCAAUGCCACUAUCAACGACAGUGAAGUGGGCGUUGAUGAAUUCACUGUCUAUGCUGAUUGCAGUUUGAAUAGCAUGUUUGGUUUCAGUAGCCACCUGCGUGCUGCCACCCAAGGUAAAGGCGAGUAUACCAUGGAAUUCAGUCACUAUGAGAAAGCUCCUGGCCAGUUGCAAAAGGAGCUGAUCCAGAAAUACCUCAAAGCUCAGGCCGAUCGUCACAAGAAGUGA